Molecule: messenger RNA, 2955 nt
Organism: Naegleria lovaniensis
Lineage: Eukaryota; Heterolobosea; Eutetramitea; Acrasida; Naegleriidae
Exons: 4
Coding region: 1-2955 (984 amino acids)
Biological process (GO): protein phosphorylation
Molecular function (GO): protein kinase activity; ATP binding
Source: RefSeq, a predicted model, not a curated record
AUGUCUUUAUCGAUCGGAGACUUGGAAGAUGAAAUUCAAGAAUUUAAAAUUGAUAAAGAGGCUUUGGAGUUUGGUGAGACGAUAGGAAAGGGCGGAUUUGGCUUUGUCAGCAAAGGAACAUACGAAGGAGAAGUAUGUGCCAUUAAACAACUCUUCAUUCCGGAAAAUGCUCGUACACCUCGAAGUCGAAUCGGUCUUUCAAGCAUUGCUUCCGAAGAUGACGAAUUAUGGCGAGAGACUUUGAAUGAAAUUGCAGUCAUGCUUCGAGUUCAACAUGCAAAUAUUUUGAAUUUAUAUGGAUGGAGUACAGAUCCAAAUUGUGUUUAUUUGGUCAUGGAAUUUAUGCCAUUUUCACUUCACAAAAUUUUGGAGACCACUCUCCCCGAAUACGAUUAUGAACCAUUAAUGAAGUCACAAAAACAAAAUUUAUCACAAUUAGCACCCAUGGAAGAUGAGUCAGCGGGUGAAAGUUUUCUCAGCAAACAAUCAAAAUUUGAGUCAAAACAAAAAACAACUUCUACUACAUUACAAAAGAAACCAGUUUUACAAGGAUCGGCGCUUGUGGAUGAUCAGGAAGAAGCAGAUCGGUAUCAAAAGUUUUUACAGAGACAACCCAUAUUGAGUAAUGAGAUGAAACUUCAAAUUGCGAUUGAUAUUGCUGAAGGAAUGCAUCAUCUUCAUUCAAGACCAAAACCUAUCAUUCAUCGAGAUUUGAAAUCUCACAAUGUUUUGCUUGACAAGAAUUUAACAUCAAAAAUUUCGGAUUUUGGAUUUUCUACCAUGAGAAAUCGAAAUUCAGGAGUUUCAGGAAUGAAAGGCACUUCGGGAUGGAUGGCUCCUGAAAUGUUUUCAUCGGCUGCUUCCUCCGGUGAAAAAGCUGAUGUCUAUAGUUUUGGAAUGGUCAUGUACGAAUUGGUGACACAUUUAAUACCAUUUCAUGAUGUUUCUAAUCCCUUUGCUGUGGCUUCUCAUGUCAUUAGUGGAAUGCGACCCAAGAUUGACAAACAAGACGAGUUGGCCAAGUCCUCUCCCAUUCUCGAAUGUUUCAUCAAACUUGUUUCCAUUUGUUGUUUACAGGAUCCUGACGAACGGCCUACAUUUGCUGACAUUCUCAAUGAAUUGAGAAGUAUACCACUGAAUAAUUCUUUAAAAUUAACAGUCGAUGUGAAUGGAAGUGAAGACUAUGACUCGAUUCAAAAAGCCAUUAAUGCCAUUCCUCCUGACAUUACUACUCUCAAACCCAAACGACCCAUUCCAUCAUCUCAGAGUUCAAUCACAAAAACACUUUCUGCUGCCAGCAUGUCUGGUUUCACAUUAGGUAAUUCGUCUCUCAAAAAAACAACAAGUUUCUUACAUAAUAGUAAUGUAACGAAUAAGAAUUUGGAUUUGGAGGAUAGUACCACGUCAGUAUCAUCUCCCUCAAGCGAUGAUGAUGGACGCAAUACAAGUGGUGGUGUCAUUCUGGGAACCAACAACCCAGUGCAUUCGGGUGAUUUUUCAGAGCAACGUCUCUUGAUGCAGAAAUUUAAUUUACCAUUCACAACUCGACCUUCAGAUGGCAGAAAAAUUAUCAAACCUACACGACCAUUGACAACACCUGUCAUUAAGAUUAAGCCAGGAAUUUAUCGAGAACAAGUCAUUAUUGAUCGAAGUGUUGUGUUAAAAGGAAUGUCGGAAGGAAAGUCACAUGUCAUUCUGUACAAACCAAAGGAUGUGAAUGAGGUGAUUAUUUUUGAUAAUGUGAGAUAUUCGAAAAUUAGAAAUAUCAUUGUUUACAACUCGGAAUACAAACCUCAACAACCUGGGGCGCAUACAAGAGUUCCUUCGAAACAUCCACUUGGAGUGGUCGUGUUGAGAGGAUCGAAAUGUGACAGCACCAUUGAACAAUGCACUUUUAAGGGUGUGACACUGGAGAUUUGUGAUAAGGCAGAUCCAACCAUUACAGGCAACACAAUUCGUGACUCGCCUCAAUCCGGAAUUCACAUUCAUUCAGAUUCUCAUGGAACCAUCACAGAGAAUGACAUUUUUGGAAAUUUAGAAGCAAACAUCUUGAUCGAGAGAGGAGGAAAUCCAGUCAUUGAGAAUAAUCAAAUUCAUGAUGGACAUCAAGAAGGUAUUCGAAUCGUGGAAGGUGGAUUGGGAAAUAUUGUAAAUAACAACAUUUAUAGCAAUAUGGGAUCCAAUGUUUAUAUAGGAACAGGAGCCGAUCCUCUCAUUGUCCUGAAUAAGAUUCUUUCAAGUGAACAGAGAGGUAUAGAAAUUGCAGCACUUGCCAAAGGAAAAUGCAGAAAAAAUCGAUUGAGUGGCAACAAGAAGGAUCCUCAAAUAUUAAUUUCAGAAACUGCAAAAACGAUUUUAAAAGACAAUGAAAUCAAAACCAACACACAGAAUAGUUCUACUUCUCCCGUUUCCAUGAAGGCCUCUCCCACGAAAUCUCCCACACUUUCUGGAUCUCCCUCAUACACCUCGUCACCGAUUCGAAUGGCCACCAUUCAACAACCACCUUCGCAUACGGUUCACGUUCAACAACAGAAACAGCAAACACAAGGUCAGAGAUUAUCAUCUUCAUUGCCAGUCUCGUCGUCAUUAUCUUCAGCGUCUAUUGCUUCUCGUAGCACGGGAGUAUCCUCAGCAUUGAAUGUUCAAUCAAGCAAGUCCAAUAUGCAACAACAGCAAUCACCGACCAUCCAAUCCAAUCCAUCAACAAUGACGACAGCAACGACUGGAAAUUAUUUGAACAAGUCAACAUUAUCUACCAAGUCAUUGACGUCAUCCUCUCAAACAUCACCACCUCAAGUGACUGCAUUGAAUCUCAGCUCGCUCAAUUCUUCUUCAGGAAAUUCCAUUUCGAAUAAUAGUUCAAAUGCUCCUCCUCAACGCACCUCACCACUUUCUGUACAAUCCUCUGUGAAUAAUAGAAACACGACAUUGUUGAAAUCCAACCUUAAUAAAUAA